CCUGCCCACUUUUACCUGCCACUAGGCCAGAAAAUCAACCCUUUCCUUGUUCCAGGACUUGUCGACUGUGACAUGAAGGAACACGGACGACCGGGGAAGUAAACUAAGUUUGCUUUUUCACUGAUACUGACUAAAGAAAAGGAUCUAAUGGCCAUGGAUACAGUUGUUGCUGCCCUGGUUUGUUGCCUUCUGGCACUUUCUUUUGCUGUGGUACAAACAGAAAACAACACAGUCACAACUCCAACAGCACCUGCUGACUUUAACCUGACACAACAUAACUCUGCGGCACAUGUAACUGAUACAUCAACGUUCUCCGAGGACACGACACAAUAUACCGGCAUGACCGUGGACAAAGGAGCACUCACUAAAACCACAGCAGCCACAACUGAGAGCACAAGCCAGCCCCAGACGUCUCAGUCAACAACCAUGUCGCCUCCUCUAACAUCACCGAAGACCACAAUACCAACCUCUCAAAUUCCAACAUUUACUACACUGACUACACAAGCAAACCAGACCACAGCAGACAACACAAGUACACCCGACACACCAGUAAUUCCAACUGAAAAUUCAUCACACACUGUCAGUGCAACUUCACAAUCAGCGAAUAGGACCACUAAAGGUUUGGGCCUCAACACUUCUGAAAAGAACAUGACUAUUGUCUUCAGUGCUGUACUUGGAGCGUUUGGUGCUGCGUUGCUUAUAUUUAUGGUUCACAAAUGCAAACACAAAAUCCAAUUUAUGCACCAACCUCUUCAUAGCACAGACAACACGGAUGGAUUUGUGGCAGACGACGACACGCUUGUGAUUUCUGGAGGACUUUAUGAUGGCCAUCCAAUCUACGAUAAUGUACCUCCACUUCCUCGAAACCAGUCUCAGUUUCGACUCGAGUUCAUGUAAUGGAGAGAUAGAGUUCCUACAUUUUGGUGCUUGACUGGCAUGGACAAAACUAAUUUUCAUCAUCUGCCAAUACACAUAUUUUUAAGACUGAAAUUUCACCCCUGGGGAAUUUUAAUUCUUCACAAGGAUAUGCAAAGAAGAAAAUGUAAAAUGAUGAUGGGAGGAACAUUCAAACAAAUACAAAGCUGACUGAUUUAAACAUUGAGUUUACUUGUAUCAAUACCAAAAUUACAAUGAGAUAUAUUCUGUAAAACUACUACACCUUUUCGAACAGCAACAAUAUGAACUUGUGCAGAAUGAAAUACGUGCACGCCAAUAAAGAAAUUAUCUCAUACAAGAGCAUUUCAACAACUGAAUGUUGUGGGUGACACUACUGUCACUUAAAAUUUACCUAUAGACCUGAAAACAAUAAAACUUUAAACUUAAAGACUGAAAUCUGUCCAUCAACAAUACUGUUCAGUUGACAUGUAUUAGUGCUUUACAUGCAUGCCAAGAAAAAAAUGCCUGUUAUUAUUAGUAUAUUUGCUCUGACAAUAUUAUCACUAAAUGCUAAGCCACUAAGAAUACAAACACUUAAACUUGUCUAAUAUUAUCACUGUCUGUCUGUUCUGUAACUACUCAUGCAAAGAUGUGGUCACUGGUCAUUUUUGUCAAAGCCAUUAACAGCAUAAAGAUAUGUAAUUCAUACAACAGUGCUACAACAUUUUUUUUUUUUUGGUCACACUAGUCAUGUAAAAUCUAGAUAUACACCUGAAAACAACCUUAAACCUGCCUCCAUAAAACUUGCAACUUGAACAAUGAAAUCUUCCCCACCACCAAUAGUUUAUUUGAUCUAUAGCAAUACUUUCUAUGCAAAGAAGAAAAAAGUCUGUUAUUUUUCAUCUGUCUGAUACAUAACAAUAUUACCACUAAAUGUAAAGCCAAUAAGACUAUAAAAGCCUACCUGUCUCAUAUUAUUACCACAGUUCAUCUGAUCUGUAACAGCACUACUUAUGCAAAGAUCUUCUCAGUGGUCUUUUUCUUUUUUUUGUCACAGCCAGUUACAGCAGUCCAACCAGCAUCUCUCAUCCUUUUCAUUGCAGCCAGCUUUAAGGAGUUCCCUGGUGAUUUAUGAGUGACUGGGCUCUGAAGCUGGGAAAACAAACAACUUUAUCCAUGCAGAAUAAGUCGAUCAUGGAUCAUAUAUUACAUCAUGACGCACCACUAUGGUCAUAUUACCUUUUUGAAGAUGUUGAGUUUGCAGUGUGGAGCAGAAACAUUCAGCUCGGGUGCAUUUACAAAGGUCUAUUCAGACAAGAAACAAAAGACCAAAUCAUUUCUUGUCCAAAAUUUUGCAGACAUUAUUCUUUUAAAAAAUCAUAAAACCAAACAGGCUUCUGGCAGAUUUCUAACAAAUCAAACUCAACCAAUAACAUUGUUGCUUACCAGGAGAUCAUUUUGAUCAGAGCUGUCAGACCUGGGAUCAAGCUCAAUGGUCCUCUUGCCCCACUGUGCUGCCUUUUCAGCAGAAGGGGGAGUCCUGAUUCUGUACAACUACAGGGGAUUUGAAGGAGUAAAUGUCAGCAAAAUACAUUCAUAUUUUAUUUACUUUGGAAAACAUCAGAAUGACACAGUAUAUUACUUUCAUCUUCGAUGUGCCGCUGACUCUGUUUGUUGCUCUUCCUGGCGUUUUCAGGUCUUUGGUGUAAAUGUGCUAUAAUAUAAAGUCAGUGUCAGCCUGCCUUAUUAUAAAUGCUACAGGUGAGAUUCAUAUUGAUUAAUGCUAUAAUUACCUCUAUCACUAAAACCGAGAACAUUUUGUAUAUGAAUACAUUAAACUGUCAUCUACCUUG
This is a messenger RNA of Amphiprion ocellaris (clown anemonefish), 2729 nucleotides long. RefSeq names its product sialomucin core protein 24-like. The transcript is spliced from 4 exons. NCBI's taxonomy places the organism in Eukaryota, Metazoa, Chordata, Actinopteri, Pomacentridae. The coding region runs from base 148 to 897 and encodes 249 amino acids. The record is from RefSeq and is a predicted model, not a curated record.